ACAAAUCUGAAGCUAUACCUGAGGAAUUAGCUGGAGCUGGACAACAGUAACGAGGUGCAAGUCCCCAUGGAAGAUUCAAGCCUGUCCAGUGGUGUUGAUGUGGACAAAGGCUUUGCCAUUGCCUUUGUUGUUCUUCUGUUUCUGUUCCUAAUAGUGAUGAUUUUUCGGUGUGCCAAGCUGGUGAAGAAUCCCUACAAGGCCAGCUCCACAACCACAGAACCGUCUCCAAGCUGAAGUAUAAUAAAACCUGGUAGACUCCCCCAAGCAAGAGAUUUGAAAUCUGUUAUACACACUUUAUAUUAUUUCACCUCCCUGU
Molecule: messenger RNA, 316 nt
Organism: Pan troglodytes (chimpanzee)
Lineage: Eukaryota; Metazoa; Chordata; Mammalia; Primates; Hominidae
Gene: CTXND2
Product: cortexin domain containing 2
Exons: 1
Coding region: 67-234 (55 amino acids)
Source: RefSeq, a predicted model, not a curated record